This is a messenger RNA of Exaiptasia diaphana, 1272 nucleotides long. Its product is annotated as golgin subfamily A member 5. Gene Ontology annotation, biological process: Golgi organization; retrograde transport, vesicle recycling within Golgi. Lineage: Eukaryota; Metazoa; Cnidaria; Anthozoa; Actiniaria; Aiptasiidae. Bases 113 to 904 code for a protein of 263 amino acids. Gene Ontology annotation, cellular component: Golgi membrane; Golgi cisterna. The transcript has 4 exons. The record is from RefSeq and is a predicted model, not a curated record.
UGUUUACGUAUGAAGUUGAAAUUUGUUGAUUGUGAAAAUGUAAUGAAUAUUCCGUUUGUUCACUAAAGUAAAACAAGAGAAGAACUUCUUCUUUCAUUGAUUUUACUCAAUCAUGUCAUGGUUGAGUGAUUUGGCAGGGAAGGCUGAGUCUCUCCUUGAAAAAGUUGACAAUACAGCAGCAACAGCUCUACAAAGAGAUGAAAAAGCUGAGCAAAAGGAUGURAACACAAGAGAAGAACCUGAACAAAGCCAUGAUGAGAUUGGCUAUGAACCUAGAAUAUCAAGAACUGCUAGUGAAGGCAGUUUACUGAGACCAGGUCCCACAGCACCUAUCAAGGCAAGACCCCCAUCAACUUCUAGACCGCAUUCAAAGCAAUCAAGAAAAGAUAGCAAAGAUGAUGACCAGCAGCUAUUUGAGUUUCUGAACAGUAAUGUUCCCACUUCAAAACCAAAGAGGUCUAACACUCCAAGCCCUAGUCUGACAAGAAAGACACCUGAGCCAUUAUCCAGUAUUGUGGCCGAUAGGAUUGAUGGCAAGAAAACACAAGUAGAGACAACAGAGGACCCCAAGGAUAAAACAGAUGAAGAUAAAGGUCCACAUCUCAGUUUAGACUUAGCAUCCAACAAAGAACCAGUGGUACAGACAAUCAACCAUGAGUCGCCCAGUCAGCCAGCCCCAGCUGUCAAUCACCCAGAACAGGACCGGAAUUCAAAUCUUGAGCUUGAGAAUAAGUUAUUGAGAAAAGAAGUGGCAUCUCUGAAUGAAGAAAUGGUUUAUCAGUUACAAAGGGCCAAAGAUGCAGAAAAAAGUAAGAAAACACUUAAAAAAUAUGUAUGUGAGAUGAAAGGACAGCACUACAGUACUUACCUGCUUAUAAGAACCUGCAAUUUAAGAACCUGUUAGUCUAAAACUAUCAAUUUAGACCCCAUUUACAGAAGAACCUACUUAAAGCCUAAAAUUUGAAACAGGUUCUUAAUGUAGAAAGGUUCACCCUAAAAUUUAAGUAAUGUAUAAAGAACGAAAGAGCGUGUUUUAUCGGCUGAUAAUGAUUCGAGCCGAAGGCGAGAAUCUUUAGCGCCGAUAAAACACGCUCUUGAGUUCUUUAUACAACUUAUCAAACUCCUAGUAUAAUUCAUAUGUAAAAUAUCUUAUAAAAAAGAUAUUUCUGAGAGGUUUUCUCGUUUUAAGUAAAGUAACUGUACACUUUUGCAGAAAACUGGGUUUAAUUAUAAGUAUCUUGUUAUCGAAUAAUAGUGAAACAAUGUUUCUUU